Coffea arabica (coffee) is the source of this 1489-nucleotide messenger RNA. The record is from RefSeq and is a predicted model, not a curated record. NCBI's taxonomy places the organism in Eukaryota, Viridiplantae, Streptophyta, Magnoliopsida, Gentianales, Rubiaceae.
CUUCCCUUGCACCAGUCAGCCUGCCCAGUUGGCAAAAUCCCCCGCAAAACCCUUUUUACGGCCUUCGCUAACAUCUUAAACCCGCCAGCAUGGUAAAGUACCCAUUCCACUCAACGGCCACUCCCCAGCUAAACCAGUCGCCCGUCUCAGUCCCCUUCUCCUUCUUUCCCUCCCAAUCGCUGUUCUUUCAGUGGCUUUUUGGGGAGGCAGGUUUGGCAUAAAUACAGAUUCACUGAGUCCACACACCCGGCAUCAGCCGCUCCGACUCGUUUGCUCCUUCUUGGAGCAGCCCGUCCAAGUCACUGAACCAGUUGAAAGAGCUAGUGAUGGUUAUUGCACGUGGAUUGCCUCGAGGUUUUCCUUAUCGACUUAUCUAUAAUCAGCGGAGUCUUUGGGUAAAAAGAAGACAGAGGAAAAGCAUAUUGCGUCCUUGUUCAGUGAAGAAGCUUCUAAGUCAUUCUAGAGAAGAGCAUGAACGAGAGAAAGAACAUGAACAUGCUGUCAGCAAAGAUGAGGAGAGGAAGAAAGACAUGGCAAAAGCCAGAAAAGAGGAGGCAAAAGCUGGUGACUCUGAGGAUAUACUUCCGGGAAUUCCACCAGUGCCUUCGACCAACCAUCCAAAAUCUGGUGUAGUGUUUGUUCUUGAAAAAGCUUCACUUGUGCCUGCUUAUGUUGGCAGGACAUAUGAGAUAUUGAAUCCCGACAAGCAUGCUGAUUUUUUAAGGAAGAAGAACAUGAAUCCUUAUGAUUACAGACCUGAUAUUGUCCAUGAGAUUCUCGUUGAUAUAUUGGGCAGCCGACUUAAUAUGGCUGGUAUGGUUCAGGCUGUGUUCGUUAAAACUGAUCUUGGGCAUCUUAUCAAAAUCAAGCCACAUGUUCGCAUACCGCCGACAUUGGGCAAAUUUUGUGCUAUGAUGUCCCAGUUAUUGCAGAAGUUUAGUAUCAAAGCUAGGGGUGGGGGUGAGAAACUAAUGCAGUUGAUUGAGAACCCUUUGGUCAAGCAUUUGCCUGUUAAUUCUCGAAUAAUAGGGCUCUCUGUUAGUUCGCCAAAGGCUGUAAGGUUGCGCGACUAUGUUGAUGAUGUAGGCAAUGAUUGCACUCCUGUAUUCGUGAUUGGUGCCAUGGCUCAUGGGAAAAUUAAUGAUGACUACACAGAUGAUCUUAUAUCAGUUUCUGCACUUCCCUUGAGUGCGGGUGCCUGUGUGAGACGUAUAUGCUACGAAUUGGAGAGGAAAUGGAGGAUAUUAUAGUUUGCUACUAAGAUUUGGUUCCCAGUAUUUAUGUAAAACUAGGGGUAAUUCUCGCUGUGAACCUUAGUAGGUCACCUGACAGGACAGAAGUUUCUGAAAGUUCAGUUAUUGAUACAAUUUUCUUCUUUAAUUUCGCAUUAUGAUAAGGUAUUUAUUAGCUAUUGUUGUUUUUGAGCUGAGUUGGGUUUUGGAACUUUUGGUUGUGUAUUCUUGCUUCUUUUAUUCCAGGAUUUUAUCUA